Messenger RNA from Dentiscutata erythropus, 162 nucleotides. Lineage: Eukaryota; Fungi; Glomeromycota; Glomeromycetes; Diversisporales; Gigasporaceae. The record is from the annotation of a GenBank genome assembly.
AUGGAGCCCUCAGCUACACUGACAAUUAAUGGUAAUUCAGAUUCAGGAGCUCCAGGACAUGGCGAAUCUUGGGCCUUUAUUUCUGUGCAUGAUGGGAUUAUUGUUGAAGGGCUUAAAAGUAUAGAUCUAAUUGACAACAAAAUUAGAUCUGAAGAGGGAAAG